GUGUGCGGCCAGAUUUAAGAACCGGUGCUGUCUGUAAUCCAGUGUUCACCAAAAUCACCUGUGCAGCUCGUGAAACGCGGCUCCGCGAGCGGCACCCGACUUGCAUUAGGCCGGGGUAGGGGAACCGGGACAGGUGGUCCGGGCCCCAGGCCCCGCCCCCGCGCUCCGCAGCUCUUGCCGCCGCAGGUGCGGGAGAUGAAAGGCCGCACCGCCCCCAGCCCGCCGCCCGCCGCCAUGGAAGCAGCGCCCGCCUCGGCUCUCCUGAGCGUCCCGCAGGCCGAGGUGCUGGAGGACGUGCUGCGGGAGCAGUUCGGGCCGCUGCCCCAGCUGGCCGCCAUCUGCCGGCUCAAGCGGCUGCCCUCGGGCGGCUACUCCUCGACCGAGGACCUCCAGUUGGUGCUGGAGCGGCGGCGCGUGGCCAACGCCAAGGAGCGCGAACGGAUAAAAAAUCUCAACCGUGGUUUUGCCAAACUGAAGGCGCUUGUGCCAUUUCUUCCCCAAAGCAGGAAGCCUAGCAAGGUUGAUAUCCUUAAAGGUGCAACUGAAUACAUACAAGUUCUCAGUGAUGUUUUGGAAGGAGCCAAAGACUCAGAGAGACAAAAUCUGGAUCACCAGAGCUAUAGCAACAAUGUUUCUGAACCACCUAUAUCAUUGGCUAGAGAUCUAUCGAGAAACAUCACCCAACAUGCCAGCUGUACUGUGGGCUUGAAGAACGAGGAGGAGAGGCCCUGGGCAGAUGGUGGCAGUGGUGAGUCAGCACACACUUGUCGCCAGAGCAUGAUGUCCACGACCGGAGUUAUCUCCCCAACCAGGAGUCUGGAUAGAUUCCUAGAAGUGGAAGUCCUGAGUCACAGGCUCCCCCAAGUAUGAAAAGUGAAAAGUGCCAGCCCAGGGCUACCUUCUAGAGACAAAUAAAUGCAGUCUUGAAAGUC
This is a messenger RNA of Leopardus geoffroyi (Geoffroy's cat), 932 nucleotides long. It is a transcript of the gene FIGLA, whose product is annotated as folliculogenesis specific bHLH transcription factor. Lineage: Eukaryota; Metazoa; Chordata; Mammalia; Carnivora; Felidae. Gene Ontology annotation, biological process: regulation of transcription by RNA polymerase II; developmental process. Gene Ontology annotation, molecular function: DNA-binding transcription factor activity, RNA polymerase II-specific; RNA polymerase II transcription regulatory region sequence-specific DNA binding; protein dimerization activity. The transcript has 5 exons. Bases 196 to 870 code for a protein of 224 amino acids. The record is from RefSeq and is a predicted model, not a curated record.